Molecule: messenger RNA, 534 nt
Organism: Vicia faba (fava bean)
Lineage: Eukaryota; Viridiplantae; Streptophyta; Magnoliopsida; Fabales; Fabaceae
Source: the annotation of a GenBank genome assembly
AUGUAUAUCGUCUACCUGGCGUACCACUAUGAGAAGGGGCCAGUUGAUUUGCCUAUUCCGGAAGAAUGGGUGCUUGCUUUUGUGCAUGAUUUUGUGAAAGCUGAGGUUCAGUGGGAUGUUUGCCGUCUCCUGGAUUUUAUCCCUAAGUUGGUUAUUGAAGGAGAUUAUACUUAUAGUGUGCUUGUGCCUCCUUUGGAUAGGUUGGAGGAAGACCAUUUUGUGCAGAACUUUACUCUAGAUGGCAUUUUUAGCACGAAAUCUUCCUGCCAACUGGUUCUAGGUCAUGUUAAUCAGGUGCAUGAUGAUCUAGUUUGGAAGAAGCUUAGGCACUGGAAUGGCCAUCCUAUAGAGAGAAUGUUUCUGUCGAAAAAUCUGCAUCAUGGCCUUCCAACAAAUUUGCUCAGAGCUCUUGGAUGCAUGACUGAUGGUAACCUCUGUCCUUUAUGUGCUCAGUGCUGGUGGCGACUGGCGAGGAAUUGGAGAAUGCAUCUUCAAGAUUGCAGGGUGGUUAAUGCUAAAAGAUUUGAUCUCUAA